This is a messenger RNA of Cryptotermes secundus, 3127 nucleotides long. RefSeq lists its product as uncharacterized. NCBI's taxonomy places the organism in Eukaryota, Metazoa, Arthropoda, Insecta, Blattodea, Kalotermitidae. The record is from RefSeq and is a predicted model, not a curated record. Bases 55 to 2145 code for a protein of 696 amino acids. The transcript is spliced from 8 exons. Gene Ontology annotation, cellular component: cytoplasm.
AGGAAGCCGGUACGUUCACGUUUGAAUCAGUGUUCGUUCUGCUGCACAGUGACAAUGGCAGGAAGGAGGAGGGCAAAUCGUCCAAGGAAGAAACAUACAAAAAGGCAGAAAAUGCUGAAUUUGAUGGAAAGAAUAAAAAAGAAGGAAAAUAUGUCUGAAGACUUGGAAUCGCCAAUAAAUGUAAGAUGUUCAGAGGCUGACAUAUUUAAUGCAGAAUCUUCCCAGUCAUCUGAUGUGACAACCAGUACUUCAGACAAUAAUAAUAAACAGUUACCUAACAUUGAUAUAAUACCAAACACUGAGAGUGAAGGAAAAGAACAUAUGGAAAAAGUCACACUUACUAACAUGAACCCUUUGGAAAACAGGAAAAAUGAAUUAUCAUCGGUUAAAAGAGCAAACAAACGAAGUAGAACUUGCAGCCUGAAUCGAUCUGGAAAGAAAGAUGUCAAAUGGCCUAAAAGGAAUUCAUCAACCUCCUGCUUGACAUCAUGGCUUAUUGCAGCAGAGGAGAUACUGCUCCCACCUCCAACGACAGAAAAUGUACCAAAAGCUAAAAGAAGUCGUGAUGAAGUGACUGUAUGUUCAGAGGACACUUCUGUUAUAUGUCAACCUGUUAAAAAAGCUAAGAGUGUUGAAAGUUCUACUGAAUCUUUAUGCUCAUCUGCUCAACAGAUAAUGGAAACACCACCUGUGUUAAUGCCUAGCAACAAGCGAACAAGGCACAAUUCAGCCUUGAAUAAUUCCUUUACAAGUGAAAAGUAUUCUGAAACAGAAGAUUCACCUCCAGUACUGAGGCCAAAAAAACGUACAAAGAGCAUAUCAGGAAUAUUGUCUCAAACAGCAAAAGAGUCAUCAGAACUUUUGCCAGAUUGCUUAUUAUCUUCACAGGAAGCAAAUUUGUACAUGACACCAACUAAAUCUGUUACACCUCCUGAAAACAGAGUGACCAUACACAUUCCUGCAACAAGUCCAGAACACUGUCUUGUGACACCUCAGUUACGAUCGAAGGACAAUAACGCAAAUUUAUUUAAGUCAUUUUUAUCUACGGAUGCACAAAACAAGAGCUUACAAAAGAUUACCUGGGGUUUGCAACCGUAUGGGGAAAUUCAUUUUCCUACUACCCUGGGUAACUGGGAGUCUACUGUGCUUGUAACCACAACAGAUCAACUAGACCCAAUGCUUGAUGGAGAUGGCAGCAACUCUAAUGCCGAAACACUCAUCCAGUCUGCACCUUCGUCAGUCAUUUUAUCUGGGAAAGAAGAACUUGUUAACCAAAUCAGCAGCACAGUGAUCAGUAGCAGUUCUUCUUCUCUGCAGGUGAUUGAUCAUCGCAAGGAAUCUUUGGCUUACAUUCAAUCAUCCAUGUGGAGAGUGCUGUCCCUGAGCCUUUUGGGUUCUGAGAAACGUGUUCAAUGGCCAACCUUUGUCUCCCUUUCCAAAUUACUGGAGCUAUGGAUGUCAAUCUGCUCAAAGAUAGUCUGCUGGCUUGAACUGACAAUGAAAUGUAUUAGGAAGGGUUACACAUCAGUGUUAUGUUAUAUGUCAAGAAGAGACCAGUUUGGGAAGGAAUCAUGCUGUACCUGCCAAAUGCACAAUGCAAAACUAGAACAGCGUCUUAGUGCAGUGGAGAAGGAGGUUGUGAAGUUGAAGGAACUUUUAUCUACUAAAAUUAUUAUUGACAAAUCCAAUGCUGAAUUACUGACAUUAAAGAACACAUCAAUAUUACCACCUCCAUGUUAUUUUCCACCACCACCACCGCCGCCACCACCACCACCACCGCCACUGCCACCUGUUCCUGGUCAGGGAAUGGCCACAUUGAAAACUAUAAAAAAGGCAGGAACAUCACUGUCCACCAAACAGAUGUCACGUUUGGCCAUUACUGUAGAAGACAUACGCAAAGUUCAACUCAAGAAAACACCAUCUGCUGUACGUGGAGAAUGUCGUACUCCAGCUGUAACUUUCAGAGGGCCUGUGGUAUCACUGGAAAUGCUACGUUCCGUUAAACUUCGCUCCAGUCAGUCAAGAUGCAUAAGUAACGAAAGGAAUAAAAAUAAAGGAACAGCCAAGUUUCCCUUCAGUUCACCUAGACAUGUGGAGACAUUCUCUCGUGUCCUGCAGAAUGGAGACACCAAUGUGAAAAUGUAACACUGUACUCUAAAGGAAAGUGGGUCUCGUCCAAGUGAUAAGAUGGCAGCAUCAACUCCUUAAUCACAGAAUCAUUUCACAAUAAUGUGACUGCAACCAUUCCAUGCCAUAAAAAGUGACAAAGUUUACAGCUGCAAGUAAUGAAGCACAAAAUAUCUCAGCUGAUUUUGACCAGAUAUGUAAGGAUAUAAGAAUACCUCUUGGGUGCAAUUUGUUUUUUAUGACUUUACUUGAAGAAAAUUUCUGAGCUGAUAUGUGAAAUUUGUUUGUAUGAAGCAAUAUAUUGUCUUUUCUUAUUAGGGGAGUGGUUUUUAACUUAGAGAUAGGAAUGAGUUUUUUGAUUUGUGUUAGCAGAAUUAUCAUUUUCAAAAACUGACAAUGAUAAUAUUUAAUACUUUUUUUCAUGUCAACUUAGCUUUCAUAACCAUCAUUAAGAAUUAAAAUGUAAUAUUACAAAACAUCUAAAAUAAAGCCAUGAAUGCUUCAAGUCAGGGCAGUUGCUUAGCACUCUAUGUAGAAUGACUUUUACUAAAUAAGUAAUCUGUACAGAAUGCUAUAAGCACAAUAAAUGUUUGGAAGUGACAUGAAAUGAGUUUUAUGGUCAUUUAUGAUGAGGCAUUCAUGAUGGUUUCAUAAGACUUUCUUACUCAGCAGUUUGCAUAAUUGCAUUAUAUUAUUCUAAACUCUAAUGUUGGAUGCUGCAAGACUGACAAACAGUUGUUCCAGUAUUUCAUUACUGUUAUUUCUGAAGGGAGGGGGGUACAUUUCUUUCAUUCUUCAUUCUGAUGCCCUUAGUCUGUUAAUACAUUUAAUUUUUAGUAUAUGUUCAUUACAAUACAAGAAUUAUGCAACCUGCCUGUUGUAUGAAUGUCUAAUGGAUACAUAAGCUACUUGAGAAAACAUUACUAUCCAUGGUUUAUGCUAACCGUCUUACAGUGUAUACAGUUUUUCACCUUAUUCUUCACUUCCACACUACAUGUUU